Molecule: messenger RNA, 636 nt
Organism: Suillus discolor
Lineage: Eukaryota; Fungi; Basidiomycota; Agaricomycetes; Boletales; Suillaceae
Exons: 3
Coding region: 1-636 (211 amino acids)
Source: RefSeq, a predicted model, not a curated record
AUGACGACCUCUGCUGUAGAAGAAACUAUCCGUAUUGCACUCAAGGACUCCGACUACGGACGAAUCCUUAAGAGACGAUUGAGAACAACGCGUUCAGCGAAACCCGCCAUUCUCUCUCCUAUGUACUCCCCAAGUGAUCCGACGACAUCCUUGGUGAGCAAGACCGCCAGACUCGGUGCAGGGACAAUCCCUUGCAGUCUGCAUUAUCCGCACGAAGAAACUUGCCGUGCUUCAUUUACAGAAAGGAUUCGCGUACUCGCGCUUCACCUCCUUCCGCUCGACUUCCCCGACAUCGCGAACCAAGCUGUCAGAACAGUCGAGCAAGGCCUCAUGUUGAAGAAAGAGUCCCGACCGGACCCGACCAUCUGUCGGUCCACUGCCCUCAGCUCAAUGGACGCCACGUAUCUCCAAGAGUUUAGAGAUGAAGAGAAGUGUUUCGAAGCUCUCUUAGAUUGGGAGCAUAACCAUAAAGCGCUCGCGGACUCCACGCUUAGACACCCAAGCACCCCUCGCCCGAACCAGAAACUCCCCCCGUACCAGCCGUCUCCACGCCUACGACACCCCCGACGAUGGAAGCUGACGAUGAAGAACACAGGAUACUCAAAGUCGGUGACUUUGACGCUAGUAGAGGGGUAA